UGACAGAUCCAAACAUAAAGAAGGUUAGAAGCUGAAUUAAAUAAAAGGAUAAGUUGUUUUUAAAUAACUUUAAAGUUGUGUAUUAUUAAAUAUAAAAAAAUGUGUGCGGGUUAAGGUUAUAUAUUUAUGUUCGGAGAAAAUAAUUUAAAUUUAAGCAAUGGCGACAAAAAAAGUUAUUCCAACGAGAAUAGGAAGUGAUUUAAAAAGUACUGUUAAAUUUCUGGAUGUCAUCGAAAGGCGUACACUAGGAUUUAGAAAUAGUAGAUUUGGUGUAGACGAUUCUAUAGCGUUUAAAUUGUAUAACAGUAUUUAUCCAUUUCACAUAGAACAAAAACGACCCAUUCCAACUUCAAUAGGUGGAAUUUUCAACUUGGAAUUCAGUCUAGAUGGAAAACUAUUAGUUGCUGCUUGUGAAGGAAAGCAGGUUUUAAUCUAUGAUGCUGGCAAUCAGAAAUUAAUUCACAACAUCUUAGAUGCUCAUUUAAACUGUGUCAAUUGUGUCAGGUUUUUAAAUGACAAGCAUUUUGCCACCUGUUCUGAUGAUACUUCAAUUAAAAUUUGGGAUAUACGAAAACUUAAAUAUUCAAUGAAAACUCUCCAUGGACACUCUAACUGGGUUAAAAAUAUCGAAUGGUCUGAAAAGGACAAUGUAAUGGUAACAUCUGCAUUUGAUGGUAGCAUUUAUGCUUGGAAUCUCAAAAGUCCUAACGAAAGCAAUAUGAUGUACGAUAAAGUAUUUUUAAUGAAUGGUUUGAUGAGGAUGAAAUUGACUGAAGAUGGUACAAAAAUGAUUAUUUCAACAACAAAUGGAUUUAUGAUUAUUAUACACGAUUUGAAUUUACUUACCUUAGCGACUGACCUUCGUUCCUUUAGGCCGAGUUUAUAUAGGUUAAUGCAGAUCAGCGAUCAAUGUUUUCCAGUUGGUACUAUUUACAAUUAUCUAUUUUCUCCUACACGUAAACGAAAUAGAAUUGAAUUUAUCGAUGAUUUUCCUGAUGUAGCUGAAGUGAUUAGUUCCUUACAGAUACACCCACAUGGAUGGUGUACGGUAUCCAGACAUUUAAAUUCUGAAGAAACCGAAGAGUGGACCUGCGUUCAUGACAUCCAAAGCCGAGAUCCGGAGGACUACAAAGAUUCCUACACGUACAUCAAUGAAGAAUUUCCAUUAGAAGCCGAUCCAGACGAGGACAGCAAUAUCCGACCAACCGACCUUUGGAUGGGCUACAUUUCCCUCGAAGAAUACAGCAAUCACAACAGAGAUUUCAGUCAAGUCUCGCAAAAUAUGUGGGAAAAUUUCCAACUGCCCACAAUGGGUAUCUUAAACACCGGCCUCAUAGGCGUUAAUUCUUCCUUCAAUACUUACUUUAACCAACAUCCAGAUCAGCGUAAUAAAGUAAUAAGAAAUUUACCAAGGAUGACGCAUUUCGUUAAAGAAGAAAACGUCGGAAAGGGAUUUAUCAAAGAACUGUGUUUUUCGGCUGAUGGCAGGGUGAUCUGUUCGCCGUACGACAAAGGUGUAAGACUGUUAGCAUUUAACGAACAUUGUCAUGAACUAUCCUCUUGCGUGCCUGAGAAUCCUCAACAACUUAAGACUGUCAUAGAAAUGAAGGACUAUCACAAGGACGUAGUGGUAUCAUGCAAGUUCAAUCCAGUGCAUCAUCAACUGGUCAGCGGUUGUUUAGGAAGUGAAAUUAAGUGGUAUCAACCUGUGAUAUAAAACGUCUUGUUUAUUUUUCUUUUUAUAUUGAAAAAAGCCGAAUCUUAACAGUUAGGCAGCCAAAUAUAAUAUUCAAAAGAU
Psylliodes chrysocephalus is the source of this 1798-nucleotide messenger RNA. The record is from the annotation of a GenBank genome assembly. Lineage: Eukaryota; Metazoa; Arthropoda; Insecta; Coleoptera; Chrysomelidae.